Yamadazyma tenuis ATCC 10573 is the source of this 2094-nucleotide messenger RNA. The record is from RefSeq and is a predicted model, not a curated record. Lineage: Eukaryota; Fungi; Ascomycota; Pichiomycetes; Serinales; Debaryomycetaceae.
GUUUUCAACACUCACUCUUAAUAACCUGUGUAAUUUCGCCAAUUCCUUUGCCCAUCCCACCAGCCACUGCCCACCACAACCUCACACGUGACUGUAAUCCUCCAAUGAGUGCCACGACUCCCACCGCAUCCGGUAAUUCCGCCGAUACUUCCAUAUCUACAAAACUAACCGCCACAGCCUCCAGUACCGCGGAAGAAUGCCAUUUGUUCGUUCUCAUCCACGGCUUGUGGGGCGGGCCCAAACACUUGUUGACCAUCGAAAAGUGUAUCAAGGAGUUGCUUUCCAAAAAACUGGACAAAAAAAUUGUGGUUUUAAGGCCUUCUGGAUUUCGUUUCUGGAAAACCUACGAUGGAAUUAAGAUCUGUGCCGAAAGAGUCUUGCUCGAGAUGUUCUACGAGAUUGAGACCUUGAAGAAAAACAACCUUAUUGUGAGUGACAUCUCGGUGAUUGGAUACUCACUUGGAGGUUUGAUAGGACGUUAUUUGAUUGGGAUCUUGGAGGAUAUAGGUUUUUUUCAGUACGUCACCCCCGUAUUCUACUCGAGUUUCGCCACCCCCCACGUCGGCGUGGAGUUCUUCCACGACCGGAUAUUCGAUAGAACCGCAAACACCCUAGGAAAGUUUCUCUUGGGAAAAAGUGGAAGAGAGUUGUUCAUGGCCGACCACGACCAGUUGCUCAAGAGUAUGGCAGAGCCCGGUUCUCGGUAUUUCAAGGGUCUUUCUCGGUUUGAGAAGAGGACCUUGAUGGCCAAUAUCCAGAACGACCGGACAGUUGCAUUUUUCACGUCCUAUAUCACUGAAUAUUCGCCUUUUGACAAAUUUCAUGUGGUCAAAGUCAAGUACAUAAAAGACCUCCCCAAAAUGAGAAUAGGAAAUGUCUACGUGCGUGGUAAGUUUGUGGACUUGAAACGAACGCACUUUGUAGCGGACUCUUCUAAGAGUAAUGCUAAUUCUCAGGAAGAAACCAGUGUCACCAGAAGCAGCAAACUAUACAAAGUGCUCAUCAUUUUGUUCGGAUCGCUCUUCUUCUUGCCCAUUUGGGUCCCCACCAUCUGUACCGUCAGUUUGGUCACCUCACUCUACAGCAUGGUCAAAAUCAGAGUAUUGCGGUAUCCAGAAUAUAACGAACAUUGGGCCCGGGUAAAGGACGGGGUUUAUGGAUCCAAGCCUAUCAACGAACAGGACUUGAAGAUCGGAACCCAGAAACGAAGCCAAAGAGCCAGGUUACAGACGCAUGAAUCUUUCAAAGGUGAUACUUCUGAAAUCACCGAAAAUGCCAUGGAGCGAAUGCUCUAUGUGGAAGAUAGGUUCAUGGGAGAUGCCCAAAAUGCCCAGGUAGAGGAGGAUAAUGCCGGUGACCAGGACCUUGCAGUCAAAGCUGACCAAGAACAAGAAGAUGGUUCUAACCACUUGACCUUCAACUUUAUCAGUGAUUAUGAAACUGAUAGUGAAGACGCUGCUCCGCCCUUGGAGAGUCUCUCUACUGCCGAACAAAUCAACCUUAUGUUCAGCCGGAAGAAAAAGUUGUUUGAAAUGGAUCCCAAUCUUCACGAUGAGUGCAUUAGAGUCCAUCAAGACCAAUUAUCGUCAAUGGAUACCAAAGGCUACCCCGUUUUCGUCAAGGAACACCGUUUGCCUUUGAACGAUGACAAGCGGUCGGUGGUGGAAAACUUGAACUCUAUUAACUGGGUCAAGCUUCCUGUUUACCUCGAUGCUUGGAACGCACAUGACGGAAUUGUUGCUAGAAGAGGUCCCAGAACCAAUCCCAAGGGUACUGCCACCAUUGCGUUGUGGGUCAGUGUGUUGCGGGAGCACUUGGACCAGCGGCAGUCUACCGCCAGAGUAUAAUAGUAAUUCUCUGGUGGGUAAAAAAAUGUAUGUAUUUCUAAAAUAGCCAUGGUAUUUGCCUACUGCGAGUUUUCGCAGCCAUAUCAUAUUACACUAAUUAUGACAGCACAACUUAUUCCUCUCUCAACCCGUGACAACUCUCUGACAACAGCUCUAUAAGAAUUACCAGUGGCAAAUCAGUGUUUCUAGGUGACCUGAUCAUUGGGGUCUGGAAAAUAUCGUAUGUCCCCGACUUUUCACCUUCAAG